UCACCAGACAACCUGACAGCGUUGUUGCAACACGUCGUCCGUGUUGACGUCACCUGGCGUGACGUGUCUGCGUCAACACAACAGAACAUGGCGGACCCUGAGGAAGACGCUCUGCAGGGCAGCUGGGACCAGGAUCUAGCUGAGGCUCUGGACUCGGGCGGCUCCGACAUGGAGAUGGAGAGAGGGGUCAUCCAGGUCCAGGAGCACUCGGCUCAGCACAGGGCCAAGAUGUGGAAGAUCGCUCUAAAUGUCUCUGGCAAAGGGGACAGCCUGUCUCCGUGGGACGGCGUCCUGGAUUUACCAGAACAGACCCUCAUUCACAACCGCAGUCAACAGCUGAUCGACCAGCUGGACGUAUCAGAGGAAGAGAGGAGUGACAUGGUGUCUGAUGUCGAGUCAGUCAUCACUUUCUACUGUAAGUCCCGAAACAUUUCCUUCAGCCCGGAGCUGAGCUGGCCGCACCUCCUCAAACCUCUGCUGGGCCUUCACCUUCCCCGCAGCGACCUCUACAACUGCUUCUACGCCGUCAUGAACAAAUACAUCCCCAGGGACUGCGUACCAAGCGGCCGACCCUUCCACCUGUACAGACUGCUGCUGCAGUACCACGAGCCGGAGCUCUGCUCCUUCCUGGACACCAAAAAGAUCACACCGGACUCCUACGCCAUCAACUGGAUGGGCAGUCUGUUCUCCAGCCACUGCCCCGCCGACGUCACCCAGGCCUUGUGGGACUGCUACCUCCGGCAGGCUGACCCCUUCCUCAUCUUCUUCCUCAUGCUCAUCAUCCUCGUCAACGCCAAAGAGGCCAUCCUAACACAAGAAGGAGUCAGCAGGGAGGACAUCAUCAAAAUGCUGGAAGAGUCUCCUUCUCACCUGGAAGCAGAGGACAUUGAAGAUCUGUUUUCUCUGGCUCAGUAUUACCAGAGUAAGACGCCUCUGUCUCUCAGAAAGAUGAACCAGAAUCUGUUUGGUAGCAGCCUGGUGGCUCUGAAAGAAGAGGACACUGACCUGAGUCAGGCUCUGUGUCUCCCUGUGUCUGUCCCCGAGAUCCUGCAGGCCAACCAGCUGCAGCAGGACGGGGUUCGUUUCUUUGUGGUGGAUUGUCGGCCUGCAGAGCAGUACAACGCUGGCCACCUGUCCACGGCCUUCCACCUGGACUCUGACCUGAUGCUCCAGAACCCGUCUGAGUUCGCUCUCUCUGUGAAGUCCCUGCUGGAGGCCCAGAAACAGUCUCUGGAAUCGGGCUCCAUCGCCAGCGGAGAGCACCUGUGCUUCAUGGGCAGCGGGAGGGAGGAGGAGGACAUGUACAUGAACAUGGUGCUGGCCCACUUCCUGCAGAAAAACAAAGAAUAUGUCAGCAUUGCUAAAGGAGGUUUCAUGGCGCUCCAGAAGCACCUGGUAGACAUGAACAUCGAAGGUCUGGACUCUUCAUACCUCCACUGGAUCGUCAGCACGUCAGGAUCUCACAGCAGCCUCAGCUCUGCCGACGGAGAGUCACUAAGCAGCCCCGGAGACGGUAAAGGAGUCAAGUCUUUGGUCAACAAAAUGACGUUCGCUCUGAAGUCCAAGUCGGUAAACGUAAAGGAGAAGAUGAUCAGCUUCAUCGAGAACACCUCCACGCCCGUAGAAAGAAUGUCUUUCAAUCUGCCCUGGCCAGAGAAGGUGAUUCCAGAUCGACAUGUGAGCAGCAGCGACCGCGUCGGCAAACCGUACCGCGGGGUGAAGCCCGUCUUCAGUAUUGGUGAUGAGGAGGAGUAUGAUACAGAUGAGAUCGACAGCUCGUCCAUGUCAGACGAUGACAGGAAGGAGAUCGUCAACGUCCAGACGUGGACAAACAAACCAGACGUAAAGCAUCACAUUCCAUGUAACGAGGUGAAAGAAACCGGUCACAUGUUCCCCAGCCACUUGUUGAUCACAGCGACUCACAUGUACUGCCUGCGGGAGAUCGCGUCGAGGAAAGGCUUCGCCUACAUCCAGUCCAGACAAGCACUGAACUCCGUGGUGAAGAUCACGUCCAAAAAGAAGCACCCAGAACUGAUCACGUUCAAGUUUGGCACCAACAACUCGGCUGGAGUGGAGAUAUCGGCAGUAGAGAGAUAUUUGAUACCCAACGCCGGCGACGCCACCAAGGUCAUUAAGCAGCAGAUCAUGAAGGUCCUGGACGCUCUGGAGAGCUCGUAAAGAGAGACGACGAGGUUGUCGUAGUCUGGACACAAACUGUAAGAAGAGUCUCUGUCUGCCGAGAGUGAAACCUCCCGUCUCGUCUCUCUCUCCCUGCUGGACGGAGCGGUGCGGUGUUGACUGUGAAGCGGCGUGUCGGUGUUUGGGACUUGGUGGACACGCUGCUGGCUGCCGGCCUGACGGACCGGCUGUGUGUUGAAAUACUUUAGGUGCUCCCACAGUCAUGCAACCAUUCUCUUAAGUUAAAAAUAUAUUAUUAUACUGUAUGUUUCUUUAUCAUUGAUAAAAACAUGGGAUCUCAUUAGAGUGCAAUUCUACUUUGGCAACUUUUGGCCUUAAAGUAGCGUACGGACCGACCUGUUCAACCACUACAGGACUGACCUUUUCCUUUCACUUAAAGGGAUAGUUCAGGUGUUUCUCAGUGGGGUUGUAUGAGGUUCUUCUCCAUAGUCAGUGUAUUAUUACAGUAGAUGGAGUCAGCAGAAACAGACGUGAGCAAAGUAAUGUCCUGCUGUGGACGGAGGCAGCAGCUAAACAGAUUAUAGACACCUAAAUAAUCCCUUUCUGACGGGGAACUGAAGCUGUUAUCUUUGCUCUCUUCAAAGCCACCACACUCCAUUCACAAAAACAGUCAUUUUACCUGUCAGAACACAGGAGUAGCUGAUCUAACGCUGCUUCCAUCGGUUAGUUUAUGUUAUUGUGAGACUUUGGUGUUUUAAAGGGUUAGUUCAGAUUCACUAGAGUCUGUUUCUCUAAACUGGGGGCGUGCCGACUGCCAUCUACUGUAGGCCUGUCAAUAAAUACUCUAAAUUUGAAUAUAUAUUUGAAUAGUGAAAAAGCAGCAACAGAUAUUCGAUUGUAAAAAAGAAGCAUCACUACUGCAGCUGUCUGCCUCACGAGCACAGAAUGCACCGCAUGACGGGAGUCACACAACGUCACUUUAAUUAGUUGAAAAUUGAAUGUAACAUUAGGAGAUUAAAGUGGUGAAUUUACUCGAUAAAACUCACAAAUUAACAAGAAAAUAACUUGGAUAUUCUCUGAGAUUAAAGUGAAAAAUUUACGAGAAGAAUUCACUAAUUUA
Sebastes umbrosus (honeycomb rockfish) is the source of this 3259-nucleotide messenger RNA. RefSeq names its product TBC1 domain family, member 23 (gene tbc1d23). The record is from RefSeq and is a predicted model, not a curated record. Gene Ontology annotation, biological process: embryonic brain development; retrograde transport, endosome to Golgi. Bases 88 to 2178 code for a protein of 696 amino acids. NCBI's taxonomy places the organism in Eukaryota, Metazoa, Chordata, Actinopteri, Perciformes, Sebastidae. The transcript has 19 exons. Gene Ontology annotation, cellular component: trans-Golgi network.